CACACACACGUGAUAAUGAUUAAACGGGGUGCCAAACCUCGCAUAUCCCUUCUUAUCUCAUCUCCAAGAUCAAACGCAUCAUUGGCACUUGGGUUAGAGUGUGCUUUUAUCAUUAAAGGGAUCAGUUUUUUUUCAGUGUCCUACAGCACAAUGUUAUGGAAAACAAAUCGUGCUGUGUGGAGAGCAUGGAGGUCAUGGAAGUCAAGCCCACACUCUUCUACAGCUUGUGCAUCUUCUGGUCCUGGUCCCCUUGACAGAUCUGAAGAACUGUCUUCUGUUUUAACCCCAAAACCUCCUCACACACCUGUCAUGCUUAAAGAGGUGCUUCAUUACUUAGACGUCCAGCCAGGUCAGGUGGUCCUGGACUUGACAUUUGGAGGAGGUGGUCACACCAAAGCAUUACUGAAUAUGGUUCAUGACGUCACAGUCCUGGCCUUGGACCGAGAUCCUGCAGCCAUCUCUCUGGCCCGGCAGUUAGCCAAGGAACACUCCGGUCGCGUGAAACCAUUGCUUGGCCGAUUCAGUGAGCUUGAAGCCCUGCUGUCCAGCAUGAACAUUAAGCCAGGCAGCAUUGAUGCUGUCCUGUUGGAUGCUGGCUGCUCCUCCAUGCAGAUGGACCAGGCGCAGAGAGGCUUCGCCCUCAGCAAGGACGGGCCCCUGGACAUGAGAAUGGAUGGAGACAGGUACCCCGACAUGCCCUGUGCUGCUGACGUAGUGAAUACGUUAGAUCAACAGGCUCUUGCAUCCAUCCUCACUGCAUAUGGGGAAGAAAGACACGCCAGGAAAAUAGCUUCAGCCAUUGUGGAGGCACGCCGUGUCAACCCCAUCACCCAGACACAGCAGCUGGCCAGCGUGGUGGCAGGAUCCUUUCCUGCAGCUGUUGUCCAUGCACGUAAAGACCGGCUCCAAAGACCUGCACACGUGGCCACUAAGACUUUCCAAGCUCUGCGUAUCUUUGUGAACGAUGAGCUAAACGAACUCCAUGCGGGGCUGCGCGCCGCCCGCUCGGCGCUGACCCCCGGAGGACGUCUCUGCGUGAUCACCUUUCAUUCGCUAGAAGACAGGCUGGUAAAACGUUUCCUCCAAGGGGAGGACUUGUCUAAUCUAGAUCACUUCAGCCCGAGGAAGCAAGGCAAGAGGGACCUGGUGGAAGGAAAAAGAGAUGUUGGAAGCGUUGAUUGGCUUCCUCUGCGUAGAAAAGUGAUCAUCCCAAAAAGGGACGAUGUGAAAGACAAUCCUCGAGGACGCUCGGCCAAACUGAGGGCGGUGCUCAGACGUUAAUUAUGUGGCGACAAUUAAGACAGAAAAUCUGUAACUUUUUUACAAUUGUUACAAUAACUCCAAUUUGCUCGUCGUUACGCACAGAUUUUCACUAACGUGUUCCAGCAAAGACAAUUGGACUGGUGGGAUUCCACUAAGGGUUGCCGCUCUUGACCCCGCAUGGGUGGAUGGUUGGUCGGGCCGCUUCACAGUGGGAGGUCAAACCUGUGUAAGAAAACGAACGGAUUUCAACGCAAGGUGCCCGGUGUUUGCCGCACCCUGCGUCACAAACGUCUGCCUUAGUUAUUAGCGACAAAGACUCCUUUUGCUUAGAAAGGGGGACUUUUGGUGGAAAAGGUGUAAAUUGGUUACGGCUAAAAUAUACACAAACACACCGUGUAUUAGUUCUAAAAAAUGAGUAAGCUUUUUAUGUACUUUCUUUCUAUACGUGUUACUGCACCAGUCUGUCGUUCUCUCUUCUUGCCUUACCAAAACCCCUAAAGAGAGCCGGUCUGGUACCUGGUUGAUACCAGAAAAACCCAAAACACAUAUAAAUGUUGUCUUCUGGCGUCUAAAUUCAAAAAUGUAUUGAAGUUUUAUUUAUUUCACUUCAAGUUCGACAGAGCAUUGACGUUGUAUGACACUGCGUUUGGGCGAAGAAUUAAGAGUUAUUGAUGUGUGCUAUUUUAAUAAAUUGGAACGGCUUGCUUUGCCAAUAUUU
Molecule: messenger RNA, 1981 nt
Organism: Gasterosteus aculeatus aculeatus (three-spined stickleback)
Lineage: Eukaryota; Metazoa; Chordata; Actinopteri; Perciformes; Gasterosteidae
Source: RefSeq, a predicted model, not a curated record